Messenger RNA from Castor canadensis (American beaver), 576 nucleotides. The record is from RefSeq and is a predicted model, not a curated record. Lineage: Eukaryota; Metazoa; Chordata; Mammalia; Rodentia; Castoridae.
AUGAAGUGCCUCUCCCUGCGUCACAGCGGUCGCUCCUCCUCCCGAACGCCGGCGGGCUUUGCGCCUGCGCAGUGGAGUCGGGCGCUCGCCGGGUCUUGCGCUUCUGGAGGGUCCCGAACCGCGUGUGGCUACGGGAUGGCGGAACCCCGGGCCGAGUCCGAACCUCUUUUGGGCCGGUUCCGUGGCGGCAGUGGUGGCAGCAGCGGCGACUGCCCGCCGGGGCUACUCACUUGCCGCAGCGUCCAGGUCGGCCCUGAUGGCGUGGCCUUGCAGGACCUCUGCAUCAACCAGGCUGUGGUCUUCAUUGAAGAUGCUAUCCAGUACCGCUCCAUCUACCACCGCAUGGACGCCAGCGCGAUGCGGCUUUACCGAUGGUAUUACUCAAAGGGUUGCCAACGGGUUCUGAACUUCACCAUUUUCUUGAUCCUGGCUUUGGCUUUUAUUGAGACCCCUUCUUCAUUCACAAGAACCGCAGAUGUACGCUACCGCUCCCUGCCCUGGGAGCCACCCUGUGGCCUGACCGAGGGUGUGGAGGCGCUCUGCCUGCUAGUCUUCCUGGCUGAUGUCUCUGUGAAG